Molecule: messenger RNA, 1397 nt
Organism: Rhineura floridana
Lineage: Eukaryota; Metazoa; Chordata; Lepidosauria; Squamata; Rhineuridae
Exons: 2
Coding region: 521-1207 (228 amino acids)
Source: RefSeq, a predicted model, not a curated record
ACAAUUUAAGUACUACUUAACAGCUACAGCACUGGGAGAUUGGAGAAGACUUGCCAUGGGAGUGAACACUUGAGCAUUUGGGUGAUUUGCUUAUUCCCCUGGGGUGCUGUCUCUUGAGACAGCUGAGGUCCCGACUUCCCAGGAGGAUCCCUCCGCCUGUGCAGCCUCUGAGACGGGCUCCCGUCUUGGAUGAAACUUUUUCAGUUUUAAAUCCAGUCAGAAGGGGUUUUUUUGACUGGGGAUAAUUUCUUCCGGAUAAGGAAGAAACGUGAGAUUUCCCACACAGCUUUGUUGUGUUUGUUGGAGACUGGAAUUCGUCAGAAUUGUCUGUGAAAGAAGGUCUUCCAGCAGCUCGGACGGAGCUAGGAUUUCUAGCUAGCUCAGCUGAAUAAGUGAGCCGUUUUUUUUCUUCAAAGAAAAACGGUCUAACAGGCAAGCAUUCUCCUGUCUACGCUCAUUAUUUUGUUAUCUAUACAGCUAAAGAGAUUUGUCAAAGAACCAGCAAUUAAGAAAACCUGGAAUGACAAUUAAGAAGAUCAUGGAUGUACAAGAAGGGACUUUAUCUUUAGAUAUGUUUCAGAAAAUAAUGAAUGGGAUUAAGUCAAUAAAACAAGAACUGAGAAAUAAUAGUCAAGCGUUGAGAAUUGAAUUUGACGAAAUGAGACAGGAGCUGAAAGAAAUUCAGGAUUCUAUGAGAAAGGAGAAUAAAGAUAGAUCUGGAAAACCAAAAAAGGAUGAAAGAAAAAUUAAAGGCAAGGUUCAAACUGUGGAGAUUGGAUUAAAUAUGGACCUGGAAAAAGAUUUGGAUUUCCUGGCUGUGAUGGAUCCUGGAGACAAAUAUUACGGUUUGGAACUCAGCGCUGUCCCUGAAGGAAUUGAUGAAGAGAUUGGAGAUAAAGAUAUUAUUGGUUCGAAAAAAUUCCUGGACUGGAAGGAUUUGAUGGAACUUGAAAUGGAGAAAGUUAACAGAAUUAAUCCCUGUUUUGUGUCAAUGGAAAAAUCUUCAAGAGAUGUGCUAGUGUAUUCUGUAAAAAAGAGGAACAGAGAUGCGGCUUUGCAACAAUACUUCAGUGAUACGUUCGGAAUUGAUGGCAAGGAAAUAUCUGUGAUAAAGGAAAUUCCUAUCAGACUCUUAUUAUAUGACUAUGACAGCAAGAUUAUUGGGUGCGUAAAGAUGGAAGAUGGAAGAUGGAACCAACAAGGAUAAUGGAAGAAGAGCGAUUUGAAAUUACUGGACUUAGUAGACUUGAUGAGUUGGAUUAAUUGACAUGUUUAUCUAGAAAAAAAAUUGAUGGACAUAUAUCUCAAGGAUUGGAAACUUCUCUUUGACUUUUUGUGGAAGAAUAAAAUGAUAUGAUGUUAAUGAGAUUUGAUACCAAUUAAGAUAACCGCUGGAG